AUGAUCCUCGGUUCUUCCUCUCCACCAAGACUCUCCUCGAUCCAUAAUACGAACUCAAACAACUUGUCCGAUCACGACAACCUUUCUAAUACCCUGCAACAACAACAACAACACUCUCCAACGGCACAUGGCUCCCAAGACUUACUGCUGAAGGAGCUGCAAGACUUGCACCAAUCUGUUCUCGUAUUUCUUCAUCAUAACUAUGGUGUCAUUCCAUCUACAGUAACUGUGAUCAAUGACCAUCCUCCUCAAUGUAACAAUACGCGAUCUCCCCUUUCCAAAUCAAAAGUCUCAAUCACUUCCUCAAACAAUAACACAUUCUCGAGUUCAAUAUCGUCCUACUCUGCCUCUGCUGUGACCUCUAGUCCACAAAAGAACAGUGGUGCAUCUCCAGUUGCUAAACAACGAAGUUUUAUAUUAUUGGAAGAUGAUUGUGUCUCAAGUCCAAGACACACGUCGAGUAUUAGUUUUGGAGAAAUUCCACCCCCUUCUCCAAACUCUUCUUCUGGAUUCUCUCCUCUUUCAAGAGGUUCCAUGAUGUCGAAUAGUAUGAACUCAAUCCUCACCCAUGCAUCUCCAACCUCCAUGAAUUCACACAACACCUCCAAUUCGAAUUGCACCGAAUGUGAAACAAGAAUGGUUCGGUUAGAACGCCUUAUUUAUCAAGUCCUCAAUCUCAUAUUACGAGGUGAAUACAAACCAAAACUUAAUCUCUCCUCUUCGAACAAUGCUCAACAAACAAGUCCAUCCAAACAAACAUCAUCAACCUCUUCUGAAAGUGAAACACCACGAAAGAUGGUACAGAAUCGAGUGAAGAGUGUUCACCAAAUGGAUGUAGAACCUCUCAAAGAGAUGAUUGCCUCGGUAGUUCAGUACGAGCCCAAACGAUGCAGCAUGGGAUAUGAGAUUUUGUUUGAAUUGAAAAGUGAAGUGGCAUGUUUGAGCCAAAUGUUGUAA
This is a messenger RNA of Naegleria fowleri, 957 nucleotides long. RefSeq lists its product as uncharacterized. Bases 1 to 957 code for a protein of 318 amino acids. The transcript has a single exon. The record is from RefSeq and is a predicted model, not a curated record. Lineage: Eukaryota; Heterolobosea; Eutetramitea; Acrasida; Naegleriidae.